UGUGGCCGCUGUAUUGUUUUGAUUAGUGAAAAUCAUUUUUGACAAGCACAGCUACGGAUUACGUUAUCUAAGAUCUCCCCUGUAGUCGUAGAAGUCAUGGAUGAGCAGACAGGCUCUCCGGGGGCCAAUACCGACAACAACAGCCAGAGAAAUGGAGAUGAGAAGCCCCGACGUGGCAGCUGGACCAAGGGGAGGAAGAGAAAGAAGCCAAUGAAGGACAGCAAUGCACCCAAGGCCCCCCUAACAGGCUACGUUCGCUUCAUGAACGACAGACGGGAGCAGCUACGGGCAGAGCGUCCAGACGUGCCCUUUCCGGAGAUUACAAGGAUGCUGGGCAACGAGUGGAGCAAGCUGCCCCCCGAGGAGAAGCAGCGAUACUUGGAUGAGGCAGAGCGAGAUAAGGAGCGCUACAUGCGAGAGCUGGAGAAGUACCAGAAGACAGAGGCCUACAAACAUUUCACCAGGAAGGUCCAGGAGAAGCAGAAGGGCAAGCGGCACAGGGGAGAUGUUGGGCACCAGGUAGCCAACGAGGCUCUUCACGAGAAGGAUGCGGAAGGGAAGGACAGAACUGUGUUUGACAUACCAAUCUUCACAGAGGAGUUUCUCAACCACAGCAAAGCACGUGAAGCUGAGAUGCGGCAGCUGCGUAAGACCAACAUGGAGUAUGAGGAGCGUAACGCAGCGCUGCAGAAACAUGUGGAGAGCAUGCGCGGCGCAGUUGAGAGGCUGGAAGGCGACGUGAUGCAAGAGAGGGGACGCAACGGGCUCCUCCACCAACACCUGGAGACCCUGCGGCAGGCGCUCACCUCCAGCUUCUCCUCCGUACCUCUGCCAGCUAGUGGAGAGACGCCCACUCUUGACACCAUCGACUCCUACAUGAAGAAGCUCCACAGCAUCAUUGUCAGCAGCCCCCAAGAACAUGAGAAUCUCAUCAACACUGUGAGGGACGUGGUCAACCGUUUGGACAGAUAAUUGGACCAAGUCCCACUGAUUUGAUGGAUUGAGAUUCACAGCAGCGUUCAGUAGAGGCUGCGCCUUGACGGUGAAUCUUCCUCUCGAUCUGUCAUCCCAAUUGAUUUUAAAACCUCCUUUAUUGCUCCACUAAGGUGAUGUAGGUGAAGGUGAUGUAGCGUCUCAUAUUUAUUUAUUAUUGUUUUACUUUUUUUUUUAACUUUGUUCAUACUUUAUUAAUAUAGCUGUAGUUUGUUUUUAUGCAGUAAUCAAAUGGUAGGGCAUGAAACAGUUUCCUGUUCCUCCUGUUCUGCCUUCACCGUCCAUUUGUUAAAAAAAAAAAAAAAAAAAAAAUUGCUUCCACAACAUAUCUAAAGCAUUAUCAAACAUGUUCUGAUCGAUGAAAAAUGUCAGUGGCUUUGUAUUUACCAUAUCCAAGAAAUAUAGUUGAGCAGACUUUUUUUCGUACUCAGUUGAAGAAAAAUGUGCCAUUUUUUUUCCAGUGAAAAAGUGUGUUUUCAAUAAACGUGUUUACAUCA
Messenger RNA from Plectropomus leopardus (leopard coralgrouper), 1490 nucleotides. It is a transcript of the gene hmg20a, whose product is annotated as high mobility group 20A. Gene Ontology annotation, cellular component: nucleus. The record is from RefSeq and is a predicted model, not a curated record. NCBI's taxonomy places the organism in Eukaryota, Metazoa, Chordata, Actinopteri, Perciformes, Serranidae. Gene Ontology annotation, biological process: regulation of gene expression.